CGGACGAGCGCUCGGGUACUUUGGGAGGAGUCUUCUGCGUGAUUGCUUUUUUAUUGCGUGCACUUUGUUUUCUGUCUGAUCUCAAGAGCAGCUCCCACGCCAUUAAUUCUCCUCUAUAGGGCCGGACUUUCACAGGAGGACGCGGGAUGAGAUGAAGAUGUGCGAGAGCAUUCUUUCACCGUUCUCGCAUGUCUUCCUGCUUUUCUCGGAGACGGCUGAGGAAAGGGCGACAUCAGUCUUGCGACAUUCCGAUCAUCAGUCGAUAGUUAGGGGUCACGAUAGGACGAUGGCACUUUACAGACGAUCUCACAAGCUUAGAUCUCUGUAGAAAAGCCUCGAAAUGGAGACGGCGUACUUCAAGAACAAUUUCUGGGGGGAGAAGAAUGCAGGCUUUGACGUUCUCUACCACAACAUGAAGCAUGGCCAGAUUGCCAGCAAAGAGCUGGCUGAGUUUGUGAGAGAGAGGGCUGCCAUUGAGGAGACGUACUCCAAAUCCAUGAGCAAACUGGCAAAGAUGGCCAGCAAUGGAAGCCCGCUUGGCACAUUCGCCCCCAUGUGGGACUUGUUCCGGAUGUCGUCGGACAAAGUCGCCCUCUGCCACCUGGAGCUGAUGAGGAAGAUGAACGACCUCAUCCGUGACCUCAACAAGUACAGCGAGGAGCAGGUCAAAGUUCACCGUAAGACGAAGGAGGAGGUGAUGGGCACUCUGGAGGCGGUUCAGGCUCUGCAGGUACAGAACGGACACUUACAGAAGGCCAGAGAGGGCUAUCACGCUAAAUGUACAGAGCUGGAACGGCUACGCAAAGAAGGAGCUCCUCAGAAGGAGCUGGAGAAGGCUGAGCUAAAGUCUAAGAAGGCGGCCGAGUCGUUUGCAGCGUCUGUAGAUAAGUUUAACCGCACUGGAGGAGACUUUGAGCAGAAGAUGAGCGAGUCUGCACAGAAGUUCCAGGACAUCGAGGAGGACCACUUACGGAAGAUGAAGCAGCUGAUCAAGUCUUAUACACACUCCUUAGAGGACACUCACGUCCAAGUGGGACAGGUUCUUGAGGAGUUCAAGCAGAACGUAGAGAACAUCGGCAUCAGGAGUCUGAUUCAGAAGUUUACUGAGCAGAAGGGCACGGGAAAAGACCGGCCAGGCCCUGUGGGUUUUGAGGAGUUCCCGUCCACUCAAGCAUCCGACAAUAACAAGAAAAGCCGAGCAAAAGCAUUCAGGAUCCCUGGCCUGGGCAAGAGGGACAAAGAGCCAGACUUCACGGAUUCUGCGCUGACAGAUACGCCAAAUUCUCCUCUGGAGGUGGACGAUGAGGGCUUCAUGAUCCGGGCAGAUGUCAGUCAGAACGGCUGCACAGACGACAAAGAGAACAACUUUUACUCCAGCGACUCGGACUACGACGACGAAGAGCCGAAGAAGUUCCACAUCCAGAUCCGGCCCGUGUGCAGCCGCAGCAACUCGGCCGCCAACGAACUGGAGCUGAAGGCCACCGUGGGGACCCUCACCCUGCCCCCGAACCCUGGGGUGUCAACGAAGAGGCACAUUUCCCGAAACAUCAGUACUGCAGGUCGGUCGGAGGGAGAGGGCGACGGCGCCCCCCACAGGGAAGGUGAGACAGAGGGUCUUUGCAGAUUCACCUCAAGUCCAAACCACAGCAGGCUGAGCUCCACAGCGUCUGGUUCAGAUUCACUCUUCGGUCCUCCUCUAGACUCAGCCUUCAAAUCUCACAGCUUCUCGGGCCAGGAGCAGCUGCAGAACUCCGAAUACGCUGCUUUCUCCUCUGCUUCCUCGUCUCCUGAGAACGUGGAGGACUCAGGUUUGGACUCGCCUUCCCAUCAGCCCCUGGGAGCGUCCCCCGAGCCCACAGGCUGGGCGGCUUGGCCUUCGUCUUCUCAGCCCAAAGACUCCACGACCUCACGGCGACCCGUUGACCCCUUCCUCGGGCGCUCCCCUCUCCCUCAAGAGUGGCCAUCGUCCCAGCGUUGUCCCUUGGCCCCGCCCUGUACAGAAAGCUCCGCCUCCUCUUUCGCAUUACCUUCCUUUUCCAACAACGUGGAGCCCAGCGUCUGGAGCUGUAAACACAUCCCACCGGAGGACCCCUUCCUGACUGCGUUCGAGCAUCAACCUGCUCGUCAGGACGCUUGGGUAGCUCCGCCUCCUCCUCGAACUACCCACGAGGACCCGUUUGCCCCGCCCACAAACAGUGCUAAAACCCUGCCUCCUCCUAAGUCCUCCGCUCGCAAGGACAGAGAGAGGAAACAAGAGCGCAGCGUGCCGCCUCCCGAUUCACCCGACGAUCCCUUCGCCAUCACGAUGAUCGGCAGCCCGACGCACCAAUCAGCACUGGCCGCUCAAGGAGGAGGGAGCGGCUUAACUUGGGCAGUCAGUUCUAACUCCGCCCCUCCGGUCCAGAUGAAGAAGGAGUCCACACACUGGGGUUCACUGCACAACCCGUUCAGUGACGUGGCGCAGGACGGAGGCAGGAAGACGAGCAGAAACGGAGGAGAGAAGGAGCGCAGGAGCGGAGGAGAGAAGGAACGCAGGAGCGGAGGGGAGGAGCAGCGGCGGAGUGGACCGCCGCUCACACGCCUCUCCGGCCCACAGGAGGAUCUCUGCUUCUCCACCGACAAAGACCAGGACUGCCUGGACAUCAGCACACACACAGGUCCUCAGCGUAGGUUCAGUAGUGAGCUCCUGGUCUUGGCUCCUCCUUGUCCAGCUCGGUCCAAGCGUUCCUCGUCCAGGCCGAGUGGAAGUGAACGGUCCAGGUCUUUGUGUUCGUCUCCUCUGCCUGAGCCCAGUCCUCCUCCAACGUCCUCCUCGUCCUCUUCCAGCCCCAGUGAUUGGGGGGGUCAAACACGUGCACCCAGUCCUGCGCGAGGUUUGUCCCGAGGGCCGAGUCCCAUCUCUCUGAGCACUCAGGAGUCGUGGCCGGUUGCUGCAGCAUUUACAGAAUACAUCAACGCUUACUUUAAAGGAGGAGAAAAUAACCGGUGUCUGGUAAAGAUUACAGGUGACCUCACCAUGUCGUUCCCAGCCGGAAUCACUCGGAUAUUUGCCGCUAACCCCAACCCGCCCGUGCUCAGCUUCCGAUUGGUCAGCAUCGCUCGAGUGGAUCACUUCUUACCCAAUCAGAAGCUUCUCUACAGCGACCCGUCCCAGAACGACCCCAACUCCAAAGAUUUCUGGUUUAACAUGCAGGCGUUGAGCGUUCACCUUCAGAGAGAGGCGGAGCUUAACCCGCAAGCCUCGUACUACAACGUGGGGGUGCUGAAGUACCAGGUGUCGUCUCAGGACCCGGCUCGCGCUCCUCUGCUGCUGUCGGCCGAGUGCCAGCGCAGCGGCACGGUCACCCGCGUCGCCCUUGACUACCACUGCUGCCCGGCAACCGCUCCAGCCACUCAGCUCACGGCUGUGCAGGUGCUGCUGCCGCUCGAUCCCACAGCCACCGACCUGCAGUGCCAACCGCCCGCUACCUGGAACACUGAGGAGAAGAGACUGCUGUGGAAGCUGCCCAACCUCUCACCCACCAACCACAGCAAAGGCUCGGGCACGCUGUGUGCCAGCUGGCAGUGCCUGGAGGAGCCCCGUGGUCCUGCCCCGUGCCUGGCUGUGCGGUUUAUGGGUACAGGAGCGUCUCUGUCAGGCCUGGACGUGGAGCUGGUGGGCGGCCGAUACCGCAUGUCCCUACUCAAGAAGAGAUUCGCCACUGGGAAGUACAUGGCCGGAUGUUUGUUGUAGGAGAACCUCGUUAUUAGUUUUUUGUUUUCUACCUGCUGGACGUAAAGUUUGCACUUUUAUCACUAAAGGCCACGUCCGCGUGUUUUCUGAGGACCGAAGACACGGUUAACGGACACGGGACCUGGACAUUACCCAUGAUGCACUGCGGUGUGAGGAACACACACACGCGCGCACACACACACACACACACACACACACACACACACACACACACACACACACACACACACACACACACGAGAUCCAUGAGGCGUUUGGACUCAGCCUUGAGCACUUAGCUGUUCUCGAUGCUUAGACGUUUGUUCUGUGGAAACUUCAUCAGAUUUUUUUUUUUUUUCAUUUCUUGGACAUUACUUUUGAGUGAGCUGAGUGAAGAUGUGUAUAAUGUCAACAUGAAUGUCAAAAG
Messenger RNA from Pangasianodon hypophthalmus (striped catfish), 4139 nucleotides. It is a transcript of the gene fcho1, whose product is annotated as FCH and mu domain containing endocytic adaptor 1. Gene Ontology annotation, cellular component: clathrin-coated vesicle; plasma membrane; cytoplasm. The transcript is spliced from 27 exons. Bases 341 to 3733 code for a protein of 1130 amino acids. Gene Ontology annotation, biological process: clathrin coat assembly; clathrin-dependent endocytosis. NCBI's taxonomy places the organism in Eukaryota, Metazoa, Chordata, Actinopteri, Siluriformes, Pangasiidae. The record is from RefSeq and is a predicted model, not a curated record.